GGCGGGAAAUGCUGGGUGGCCGUUAGGAUGUCUCGGAAAUAGAGCUUGCCUGUUGGGUUGCUGCCGUUUUGCGGAUAAAGAAUCCUCAUGAAGGAAAUUUCGAAGAUGCUCGGUUUCUCCAACAUACAUUGCUAUUUUCUUGAUAUACUGACGAACAAAUGAUAGAUCACGUUUUUGGAAGGCGGUCGACUAAGCUCCGCAGGGCUCAGGUCUUGGUGGUCUUGGUGGUCAUUUCGUUUGGAUUUCUUUAUCUCCUCAAGGGAAACGAACAUGGACCUUCCUUCAUCAGCAAGUUUUCAUCCUAUCCUACGGGGACGGUGACCGUCUGGAAGGUGGCUGUUGCACUGCUUCUCUGGCUAUACUUCUGCCGGAACUUCGCAACAAUCACUGACCUCGAAUGACCCGAGCCC
This is a messenger RNA of Aspergillus glaucus CBS 516.65, 410 nucleotides long. RefSeq lists its product as uncharacterized. NCBI's taxonomy places the organism in Eukaryota, Fungi, Ascomycota, Eurotiomycetes, Eurotiales, Aspergillaceae. The coding region runs from base 159 to 401 and encodes 80 amino acids. The transcript has 3 exons. The record is from RefSeq and is a predicted model, not a curated record.